GGGCCUGGCCGGGUCGUAGCCCUCCCUUCCUCCUCCUCCUCCUCCUCCUCCUCUCUCUCUCUCUCCCCCUCUCUCUUUGCGCACAGGAGGAGCGGAGCAAGCCAGGGAGCCCUGCCCGGCUGCUGCCUGGCUGGCUGGCUGGCUGGCCAGCGAGGCCGGGCGUGAUGCAUCUGCACCAGGUGCUCACCGGAGCCGUCAACCCGGGCGACAACUGCUACUCGGUGGGCAGCGUCGAUGACACCCCGUUCACGGCUUAUGGCUCUGGGUGCGAUAUUGUCAUCUUGGCCAACGACUUCGAAUGCGUGCAAAUUAUUCCUGGUGCUAAGCAUGGAAACAUCCAGGUCAGCUGUGUGGAAUGUUCCCAGCAAGGCAGGAUUGCUGCGUCUUAUGGAAACACUGUGUGUAUUUUUGAGCCCCUGGGGGUAAAUUCUCAUAAGAGAAAUUGUCAACUCAAGUGUCAAUGGCAGAAAACUGGACAAUUUUUCCUCACUUCCAUGACCUUCAACUUGGCAUGGGAUCCUCAAGGGAAUCGCUUGCUCACUGCAACAGAUAAUUUGCAGCUGUGGGCUCCUCCUGCCAAGGAUGUGUUGGAAGAAGAAGACGAGGAAGGAGAAGACCCCAACCUCGGGGUCAAAGAUGAGAAAAUCCACCCUGUUCUAAAUGAUUGGAAAUGCAUCUGGCAGUGCAGGACGGCAGUUUCUGUCCACUUGAUGGAGUGGUCGCUGGAUGGCGAAUAUUUUGCAACAGCUGGGAAGGAUGACUGCCUCUUAAAAGUCUGGUAUCCCAUGAUGGGUUGGAAAUCGUCUCUACGUCCCCAAGAGGGAGAUGAAACCAAAAAAACAUCUGCCUCGACCCACUUUGCAUUUGUCUACCUUUCGCAUCCCCGGGCAGUGACGGGGUUUUCAUGGCGACACACUAGCAAGUUUAUGCCCAGGGGAUCUGUUUGCAACGUGCUCCUGACUUCGUGUCAGGAUGGUGUUUGCAGGCUGUGGGUGGAGACGUUGUUGCCCGAAGAUACGCUUUUGGGAGAGCAGAUCUGUGAGACCAGCACGUCAAGCAUCGGUUCCAGCACCAGCUUCUCGCAUUCAGGAAGGCACAAAGACAACAUUCAGCAUGCUUUGGAAACAAUCCAUCAUCUGAAAAACCUGAGGAAGGGUCAGCGAAGGUCUUCGGUGCUUAUCACUCAUGCGGAAGACUUACCCAACCAGUUGGGAGUCCAUGAAGUGCAGCGCCAUAUCUCUCACCAUGCUAAUGCGCUCUGCCAUUUCCACAUAGCUGCAAGCAUUAACCCCAACACUGAUAUUCCGCCGGCUUUGGUGAAGACUGCUUUUAAUUUCGACGAAGGCAGUGAAGGCUUUGUGGUUCAUUGGCUAAAUAAUAAGGAAUUCCAUUUUACAUCCUCCACGGAAAUAUUUAUGCAGCACUUACGAGAACUGGCAGAUCAGCAGAUGAAAGGAGCGGAAGAAGAUGUGUUUGAAAGGAGAGGCGAAGGGAAAGAGAGAGGCUUGCUCAUGAAACUUGAUCAUGAGUUGUCUCUGGACAGAGAGUCCGAAACGGGGACUGGCUCCUCAGAUCAUGAGGAUGGAGAAAAGGAGGGAAGUCCCAAAAUCCUUUCUCCGGCUGCUUCACCAGUUCCUCUUCCUACCGUCUUGCUUGACCGGAAGAUUGAAAUUCUGCUUAAAGAAUGGAACCAAAAUCCAGAUAUGCUCUUCACCAUUCACCCCGUGGAUGGGACCUUUUUAGUGUGGCACGUGAAACAUCUAGACGAAUACAGCCCAGGCAUCUUUCGGCAAGUCCAGGUAUCCUUUUCUUCUCAGAUUCCCGUGGCCUUCCCGUCAGGCGACGCCAGUUCCCUCAGUAAACAUAUCAUGAUGUAUGCCUGCCCAACCUUCUCGAAGGAAAGCAGUGGUGUCCCAGCGUGGAAAAGAACUAGCAUUUCGGACAGCCUUUCUGGAAGUAGACCCAGCAAAUUCCAGGAUCAGUCCAGUGGAAACCUGUCCGCUCCCACCGUCAUGAUGAUCUCCAAACACAUCGACGGCUCUUUAAACCAGUGGGCCGUUUCUUUCGCGGACAAAUCCACCUUUACCACGGUCCACACCGUAACUCACAAGUUUCGGUACUGCGGCCAUCGGUUCCACCUCAAUGACCUGGCUUGCCAUUCGGUGCUCCCACUGCUGCUGACCUCGUCCCACCACAACGCUCUUCUGACUCCCGAGGUUGAUGCCCCGUGGGAUUUGGAAGGACCGAGUAAAUCGGCAGAUCCCGUGCGUCCCACUCUGAGGACCCCCGCCAAGCAGCACCUUCAAAAUGCAGCCACCCGUACGUUCUACAACCCGGAUGCGAUCUACAGUGAGCUGAUCCUUUGGCGAGUGGAUCCCAUUGGGCCUUUGUCCUACACGGGAGGAGUAUCGGAACUGGCACGCAUUAAUUCUCUCCAUACUUCUGCUUUCUCGAACGUGGCCUGGCUCCCAACUCUUAUCCCUAGCUAUUGUCUAGGGACAUACUGCAAUUCGGCCAGCGCCUGCUUCGUGGCGUCCGACGGGAAGAACUUGAGGCUGUAUCAAGCUGUGGUCGAUGCUCGGAAGCUGUUAGAUGAACUCAGUGAUCCCGGAGCCUCUAAACUGAUCGGAGAAGUGUUCAACAUUGUAAGCCAGCAGUCCACAGCUCGGCCAGGAUGCAUUAUUGAGCUGGAUGUCAUAACUGACCAGUGUGGGUCCAACACACAAUUACUUCAUGUCUUUCAAGAAGAUUUCAUUUUGGGGUACAAGCUGAAGAAGGAAGAGGUGGAGCGGAAGGAAACGGAGAUAUUUUUCCAACCUUCUACAGGCUAUCGGCCUCCACCCUUCUCUGAAAAGUUCUAUCUAAUUGUAAUUGAGAAGGACACCAAUGGCUGCUCAAUUCUUAACAUGUGGCAUUUGCACCUUAAGUCUGUCCAAGCAUGUUUAGGAUCCUCUGUUGAUGUUCAUUCGUUGGGACACCAGUUAACUGUUCCUGGGCAGCCAAUGGCUGAUUCUUCUCCAGAAACUUCACCUGGCACCAUGCCGAUGCUGCGUUCUUCAUCGGUGGCUAACCUUCAGACGGCUAGUAAACUUAUACUGAGCUCCAGCCUGGUUUACAGUUGCCCCUUGGAUCUGCCCCCUGGGGUGGAGGUGGUACGAGCUACUCCUUCUGCAGGGCACCUGAGCUCCUCCUCCAUCUAUCCUGUCUGUCUGGCCCCUUAUUUGUUGGUGACGUCCUGUUCAGACAAUAGAGUUCGAUUCUGGAGGUGUUCCCUAGAGACUACAGAAAAUGGCCAAGGUGGGUCAAAAGAAAGCUAUUCCUGGAAAAAAUGGCCUUUGAUGAACGAUGAGCAAGAAGAUGCCACCAGCACCGUUUGCAUUGUGGGGAGACCAGUUGCAGUUAGCUGCUCUUACACUGGCCGCUUGGCCGUAGCCUACAAGCAACCCAUUCAGCCGAGUGGAGUUGUUUCCAAAGAAUUUUCUAUGCACGUGUGUAUCUUUGAGUGCGAGUCCACUGGAGGAUCGGAAUGGGUUUUGGAACAGACCAUCCAUCUGGAUGACCUCGUUAAAGUCGGGAGCGUCCUGGAUUCCAGGGUUAGCGUAGACAGCAACUUAUUUGUCUACAGUAAAUCCGAAAUCUUUUUGAACAAAGACCGGAACCUUAUCCCAAACAUCAAGCACCUGGUCCACUUAGACUGGGUUUCCAAGGAAGAUGGUUCACAUAUACUUACAGUCGGGGUUGGUGCAAAUAUAUUCAUGUACGGACGUGUCUCGGGAAUUGUGACGGAACAAACCAGCAGCAAAGAUGGUCUGGCGGUCAUUACCUUACCGCUUGGCGGGAGCAUCAAGCAAGGCAUCAAGUCCAGAUGGAUCCUUCUGAGAUCCAUUGAUUUGGUGUCUUCAGUCGAUGGCACCCCGUCCUUGCCCGUUUCCCUUUCUUGGGUGAGAGAUGGCAUCCUGGUGGUGGGAAUGGACUGUGAAAUGCAUGUCUAUGCCCAGUGGAAGCACGUCCUAAAAUCUAGGAAUGCAGAAAGCAACGGUUUUCCCCGUGAUGAUUCCCACAUUACAGACCCACUCAAGGCUAGCUUGCUAGCCAAAAAAGCCAGCAUCAUUGACGGCGCGGGCGUGGUGGAUGAUGUCUUCGGAACCCCCACCGUCAUUCAAGAUGGCGGGCUCUUCGAAGCAGCUUUCGUGCUUUCGCCAACUCUGCCCCAGUAUCAUCCCACCCAGCUUCUAGAGCUGAUGGACUUGGGGAAAGUCCGCAGGGCGAAAGCUAUUCUCUCCCACCUUGUAAAAUGCAUCGCAGGCGAAGUCGCUAUCGUGAAAGACCCAGAAUCGGCCGGUGGGGGCUCCAAGCGCCAUCUCUCCCGCACCAUCAGCGUGAGUGGUAGCACAGCAAAGGAUGCGGUCACCACCGGGAAAGAAGGCACACGGGAUUACACAGAAAUCGAUUCCAUCCCACCAUUACCGUUGUACGCCUUGCUGGCAGCGGACCAAGACUCCACCUACAAAAUAGAGGAAGCUCCUAAACAAACCAAAGACCUGGAACAUCAUAGGAAGAGGAAGGCUGAGGAUCAAUACUCUGAUCUUUUCCAGGUCCAGCAGGUCACAACCGAUGACUUCAUUGAUUUUGAGCCAGAGAGAAGGGAACAUAAAUCCAAAGUGAUUAACCUUUCCCAAUACGGUCCAACGUACUUUGGCCAAGAACAUGCCAGUGUCCUGUCAAGCCAUUUAAUGCACUCAAGUUUGCCUGGACUGACUCGGCUGGAGCAAAUGUUCUUGGUAGCCCUAGCAGACACUGUGGCCACCACAAGUACUGAGCUGGAUGAAAACCGAGACAAGCACUACUCAGGGAGAGACACUUUAGAUGAGUGUGGUCUGAGGUAUCUACUAGCCAUGCGCUUACACACCUGCCUUUUAACAUCCCUUCCACCUUUAUAUCGUGUCCAGUUACUUCAUCAAGGGGUUUCAACGUGCCACUUUGCUUGGGCAUUUCAUUCAGAAGCAGAGGAAGAACUGAUCAAUACGAUUCCUGCCAUUCAAAGAGGAGACCCCCAGUGGUCUGAGCUAAGAGCCAUGGGGAUAGGUUGGUGGGUCAGGAACAUCAACACGCUUCGACGAUGCAUGGAAAAGGUAUGUCUUGAGAAGAUGGAAGACAUCCAGCUGGCUUUAAUAAUUGCUCGCUUGUAUGAGUCUGAGUUUGAAAUCUCCUCCGCCUACACAGCCAUUCUUUAUGAAAAAAUUUUGGGCUGUAAGAAAGAUGGAACUGGGUUCUGUUGCACAAAUUUGCAUCCAGAUCCUUUCCUGAGAAGUCUGGCCUACUGGGUAAUGAAAGAGUACACAAGAGCCCUUGACACCUUACUGGAACAAACCCCCAAAGAAGAAGAUGAAAAUCCAGUUAUUGUCAAAUCCUGCAACCCCGUGGUGUUCAGUUUCUACAACUAUCUGCGUACCCACCCUUUGCUCAUCCGAAGGAAUUUCUGCUCGCCCGAUGGGACAUUAGCAACAUUGGGGUUGCAAGCGGAUAAAAGUUUUGUGGACAAAAUUAAUCUCAUUGAACGAAAACUCUUCUUCACCACUGCAAAUGCUCAUUUCAAAGUCGGUUGCCCUGUCCUGGCACUGGAAGUGCUUUCAAAGCUUCCCAAAAUAAGAAGCAAGUCCACACUUACAGCCAAGAAAGGAGAACCCACUCCACUAAUGCAGAAUGGUCUGAAGGCAGACCCAAAUGCGUUAGACAAAGGCAGCACGGCAGAUUGGUCACAGCCGGUGGGCACUACGGAAGCUUCCUCCCUGGUUGACUGGAGCAAACCAUUGAUAACCUUUGAAGAUGAACCUCUGAAACUAGACUGGGGGAAUGACCAAAGCAGUUUACUUGAUGAGGAAGAAGAGAAAGGUUUGAUGAUGAAUGACCUAGAAAGUAAAGAACAAGAGGUCAAAAGUCCUGACCCCAGUCAAGGUGAGGAAGGUGAAAUCGACAAAACGGAGGUCGACGUGAUUGCCGAACAGCUCAAGUUCCGGGCCUGCCUAAAAAUCCUCAUGACGGAGUUGAGAACGUUGGCCACUGGCUACGAAGUAGAUGGCGGGAAGCUCCGGUUCCAGUUGUACAACUGGCUGGAGAAAGAAAUCGCCGCCUUGCACGAAAUUUGCAACCACGAGGCAACCCAGGGCAAAGACGACGGCCAAGCCGAGAGCCAAGUCAGCGGGGAUCUCUUGGGCCACCCAGAGAUGGGGGAGAAGAUGCCGUCGGGCUCCUACGAGUGGCAUCAGGUCGAGCGGCGGCGGCUGCAAAGCAAGCGAGAGCACGCAGAGCGGCGGAAAUGGUGGCUGCAGAAAAACCAGGCGCUUCUCCGGGUUUUCCUAAGCUAUUGCAGCCUUCACGGGGCACAGGGGGGCGGCCUGGCUUCCGUCAGAAUGGAGCUGAAGUUCUUGUUACAGGAAUCUCAGCAGGAAACUACUGUCAAACAACUACAGUCGCCACUUCCGCUUCCCACAACAUUACCGCUGCUCUCAGCCAGCAUCGCUGCCACAAAAACUGUGAUCGCCAACCCCGUCCUCUACUUAAACAACCACAUCCACGAUAUCCUCUACACGAUUGUCCAGAUGAAAAUGCCCCCACAUCCCAACGUCGAAGAUGUCAAGGUCCAUACUCUUUAUUCUUUAGCUGCUUCCCUCUCUGCAUCGAUUUAUCAAGCCUUAUGUGACAGCCAUAGCUACAGCAGUCAGACAGAAACAAAUCAGUUCACAGGAAUGGCUUACCAAGGACUGCUGUUAAGCGACCGUCGGCGUCUGAGGACAGAGAGCAUCGAAGAACACGUCACGCCAAAUUCACUGCCUGCCCAGUGGCCUGGUGUAAGCUCCCUCCUCAAUCUCUUAAAUUCAGCCCAAGAUGAGGAUCAGCCAAAGUUAAACAUCUUGCUUUGUGAAGCUGUGGUGGCCGUGUAUUUGAGUCUUCUCAUCCAUGCUCUGGCGAUAAAUGCUUCCAAUGAAUUAUUCCGGCUGGCAGCACAUCCUCUGAACAAUCGAAUGUGGGCAGCCAUCUUUGGAGGAGGCGUGAAACUUGUGGUUAAACCCAGGCGGCAAUCAGAAAAUAUUCCAGCUCCUCCAGUCCCUUCAGAAGAGACAGACAAGCAUCGGCGGAGAUUCAACAUGAGAAUGUUGGUGCCUGGAAGACCCGUCAAAGAGAGUGUGGUCCCUCCCCCAGUCCCUGCAGAAAGACCUUCUUAUAAAGAAAAAUUCAUCCCUCCAGAACUCAGCAUGUUAGACUAUUUUGUGGCUAAGCCCUUCCUUCCUUUUUCAGACAGUGGGGUGAUGUACGAUUCUGAUGAAAGCAUCCAUAGCGAGGAUGAAGACGAGGAUGCUUUCCUCUCUGAUGCGCAGCUUCAGGAGCACAAGGAUGCCAAUUCAUACAGCUGGGCUCUCAUCCAUUUGGCAAUGGUCAAACUUGCACUGAACAAUAUUAAGAACUUUUUCCCCAUUACCGGCUUAGAACUAUCUGAACUUCCCGUCACAUCACCUCUGGGUACCGCUGUGAUUAAAAAUCUGGAGAAUUGGGAACAGAUCCUGCAAGACAGAAUGGAUCGCUUUGAAGGUCCCCCACCAGAUUACAUCAAUACUUGUUUUCCUGAACAUGGGAUGGGAGCCGGCGCAGCUGCGGCCCGAAUCAAAGCAAUGGUUGAUCCUGAAAACACACCGUUUAAAUCAAAAGAUUACUCAGCAUUGCCAGCUAAGAGAUUGUGGCAUUUUCUGGUGAAACAAGAAUUAUUGCAAGAUACUUUCAUUCGAUACACGUUCACCAAGAAGAGAAAGCAAAGUGAGUCUGUAGAAGACAGCAAGGAGCAUGUCCCAAAACAGAGCAGCCCAGCAGAAGAUGAUUCCAAUAUUCUGUUUUUCACCUUUUUUUUUGGUAGUUCAGACGAUGUGGACUUUCGUGGCUCCACCACCACGCUGACACAGCCCAGCGCUGCAUCUUUUGCAAUGGCUCAAAUGCAGCACGUUUCGAAUCUGUCCACUUCAUCAAUGCCGUGGUUGGGCAGCGGGCAAACCAGUACCGGAGCUGGUAUACUCAUCAAACGGAAUUUGAACAACGUCAAGAGAAUGACAUCUCACCCCUUCCAUCAAUAUUAUCUUACUGGAGCCCAGGAUGGCAGCGUCCGAAUGUUUGAAUGGACCAGGCCUCAGCAGCUGGUUUGCUUCCGUCAAGCAGGCAACGCCAGGGUGACCAGAAUGUAUUUCAAUCCUCAGGGCAAUAAGUGUGGGGUGGCUGACGGAGAAGGAUUCUUAAGCAUUUGGCAAGUAAACCAAACUUCAAGUAAUCCCAAACCCUAUCUGAGUUGGCAGUGCCACAGCAAAACCACAAGUGACUUCGCCUUCGUUACCUCUUCGAGUCUAGUGGCCACAUCUGGACAGUCCAACGACAACCGAAAUGUGUGCUUGUGGGACACCUUGGUGUCAUCCUCUAACAACCUCAUACAUGCCUUCACGUGUCAUGAACAUGGCGCCACAGUGCUUCAGUAUGCACCGAAACAUCAGCUGCUGAUUUCCGGAGGCAGGAAAGGCCAUAUCUCCAUCUUUGACAUUCGGCAAAGGCAAGCCCUUCACACAUUUCAGGCACAUGAUUCUGCAAUCAAGGCCCUCGCCUUGGACUCCUCAGAAGAAUGUUUCUGCACAGGUUCUGCAGAAGGGAACGUGAAGGUCUGGAGACUGACCGGCUACAGUUUGAUCCAUUCCUUCAAACACGAACACGCUAAGCAAUCCAUUUUCCGCAACCUGAGUACAGGAGUCAUGCAGAUCGAAAUGGCUCCGGGCAAUCGCAUUUUCUCCUGCGGCGCAGACGGCACUCUGAAAAUGAGGGUUUUACCCAACGCUUUCAAUAUCCCCUCAGACCUCUGUGACAUUAUGUAGCCUCGGCAGCCGCCCCAUCGAAAGGAGAAGGCCUGGCCUUCCCUCAAGAGUUACAAGGAAUGCAGAAUACACUUGGCUUCCCAAGAAAUUAGUGCAACAUUUAAUACCAGUAUUGAAGUAGCAGGAAGAGCAAGGUUUACACACGCACGUUCAUAUUGUUCCAAGCACUGCAGUGGCGCACUCUAGGAGGGGCACCAAUCGUGGUUUGUUGGGGAAAGCAUGCCCUAUUUCAGAGUUAGAUUUUUCCGGGGGAUACAUAGUGGGCCUUUUCAGUGUUCUUCUUUCAACUGUCAUGUCCUCCCUCACUUGAAUAGUGUCUGUUUCCCUUCUGGUUAUGAAAGGGGAGAUAAGGAUUUCUGAGGGAGUGUAAGUUUUAUGGUGUUAUUUUUUUUUUAUAUUCGUAAUCAUUUCUUGGGGUCCUAUAACGAAUGACAAUAUGACGAAUGCACUAUUUGUGGGCUAAUGUGCAAUGAGGAAUGAUUUGGUGGCUCAGCAGGGUUAUUGUUUUUAAUUUAAUGUUGAGGGUUUGUUGAUUUUUUAAUUUUAUUUAAUGUUGAGAUCCUUUUCCAGUUAGCAUCAAUGCACAUAAUAACCGAGAUACGCUACAUUACGCAGUUACUAUAGUAUCAGUUUCUUUUUUUUCCAAAAUUGCACGUUCAUGUUGAUCGCUAUGGAUGGUCAACAUUUUUGAACCAUAAUAUUGCCAUCCAAAAUCAAAUCCUGGUGUUUCCAUGUUCCCAGCGUAUCUUUGUGCAAUAUUUAGCCCCUCGUUUGCUGUGAGUGUCCUCAUUUCUCAGUACCCUGGAUGAAAGAAGAAUCAAGAGGGAAAAGUGACAGAAGAGAUGACGGAGGAGGAAAGGACUUGUGUGUUUUCUGAAGACCUUCAUCUCAUACUACAUUCUACUUUUAGUGUUCCUCCUCUUCCCUCUAUUUAUUUUCAGCCUUGUCAUUUUGAUACAGGAAUGUAUUGUGGACACCAAAAGUUUUCAAGAAACUAUAGCUAGCAUCUCAUCAUGACUUGAGUUUUAUUUGGGCCAGUAAGCACACAUAUACACACAACACUUAAUUGAAUAAUACUAUGGGAAAAUGCAGUAGCAAACAUAUCCACUGCUCAUUUGAGAAACUGAUAUCAGCCUUCCACCUGGCCAGCUAAGAAAGAGUUGACAAAUUUAAACCAACUUCCGCAGCGUAAUUGUAUAAACUAUGCAGAGGUCACUCUUGUUUGCUUGUAAUAUACUAGCUCUUGUCAUAUCUAGACGUAUUUUCUCUGUUCUAAACAAGCCAACACAUUCUUACUAAGAGAAACAGCCGAUGUCUGUGUACUUCAAUGUUGAUGAAUUGUAUUAUUAUUAUUUUUUCCCUCUUGUGAGUGUUCGUGUAUGUGCUGUACUGUACAAGCGAAACAGAAGCCGGUGGGAUAAAUUGCACCUUUGCCUAAAAGCAAUUUUAAACUGCAAGCUGUGAAGUAUGUAUAUGAGAAGAAAGCAACUAUCAUUUGUUAGUUUUAUCUUUGGAAAUUAAAUAAAUUCCUUUUA
Messenger RNA from Pseudonaja textilis, 10435 nucleotides. The record is from RefSeq and is a predicted model, not a curated record. Lineage: Eukaryota; Metazoa; Chordata; Lepidosauria; Squamata; Elapidae.